Harmonia axyridis is the source of this 833-nucleotide messenger RNA. RefSeq names its product UPF0184 protein AAEL002161-like. NCBI's taxonomy places the organism in Eukaryota, Metazoa, Arthropoda, Insecta, Coleoptera, Coccinellidae. The transcript is spliced from 2 exons. The record is from RefSeq and is a predicted model, not a curated record. Bases 91 to 402 code for a protein of 103 amino acids.
UGAUUUUGACAUAUCACAUGAAUACAUACAAUUAUCACCAAUUUUUCCUGUUUGAAAUUAUAUCACCUGAACAAAUUGCAAGUUGUGAAAAUGGGUGAGGAGACUCGUAUUCCCAACAAAAAUAAUGAUAAUAACAAACAAAAAGAUUCAAAUGACGAAAACACUGUUGAGAGUCUAGGGAUAUCUGAUUUGGACUUGAAUGAUGUAGACAUUUCAAAUGAAGAAUUCGAAACUUUGAACAAUCAACUAGAUGCUUUGAGUUCAGCUUUGGAUGAUAUAGAAUCUAAGAAUGAUAAUAUUCACGCGCAAUUGCUGGAGUUACUUCAAGCAAAUAGAGUAAUAAGGCAGCAGAUAAGAGAUGCUAAUCUAUCCUUGGGUGGUACAGAAUCUGAAGACUUUUAAGUAAUCCUUCAGAAAUGCAGUUAUUAUUGUUAUUUGAAUGUUUAGUAAAAUAAUGGCAUCUGAUAAAUAGAAAACCUACCAUGCAAUAUUUCUUAUUCAAAUUCAUGAACAGUAGGUAAUGUAUUUUUAUAUAAGAUGUUUAGGUUAAUAGAAGUUAUAAAUAAUUCUAAAUAUCUUUUUCAAGUUUUCAUAAUAUAUCAAUGAACAUGCAUAUAAAAUUCCAUUCUAAAAAUUCAAAUAUGGCAAUUCAUUAUGAUUAUUAAUAUUUUGUUUAUAAUGGAUAGAGAAGAGUUAUAUGGGAGUCUUUGAAAUAAACUUUCAUAAUUUAUGCAAAUAUUUAUUCAAAAUGUGAAUACAAUAAUUAGCUCCUGCCUAAAUACUACUCUAGUGAUGUAGAAAUAAAAAAAACAAUAAAAAUUAAAUGAAUGUGA